Molecule: messenger RNA, 522 nt
Organism: Vanderwaltozyma polyspora DSM 70294
Lineage: Eukaryota; Fungi; Ascomycota; Saccharomycetes; Saccharomycetales; Saccharomycetaceae
Gene: EMA19
Product: Ema19p
Exons: 1
Coding region: 1-522 (173 amino acids)
Cellular component (GO): endoplasmic reticulum
Source: RefSeq, a predicted model, not a curated record
AUGUUAACAUCAUUUGACGUUAGUUUCUACUAUUACUAUUUCCUUCUCCACAUACCAAUUACUUUAUGUAUUGAUUCAUCAGUAGUUAUACCAUUAGAAUGGUAUCCUAACUUACUACAAAAUUUAAUUAAGUUUCAUAUUAACAAUAAUAAUGAUUUCUUAUUGGCUGACAAGCCAUUAUGGCUAGUUAUAUUUGUUUUAAUCGAAUUAGUUGUGCAAUUGCCAUUGUUUGUAUAUUUCACCAUUUAUCUACCUCGAUUAAAACAAGGUGAUAGCAACUUGGCCAACGAUGAUAAAGUUGAGAAGAGAUCAAGACAGGAAUUCCAAUCAAGAUUGAAUUGGUGGUUGAAACUAUAUGGUUUCAAUGCAAGUUUAACUACUUUAAUUUGUAUUGUUGUCAUAUACUUUAACGGUCAUCAAUUGAACAAUGUUGAUAUUGCGAUGACUUUAAAUGAGAAGUUAAGUUUGAUUGGAGUAUAUCUACCAACUUUCUUAAUCCCAUUGAGGCUAUGUUUCAUUUAA